CUCUCUCUUCUUUAACAUCUCUGGCUCUGCAUUUCUUGCAGUUCACGCUAAUCUCCUGUGCUGGUUCCCUUCUCUCUCUCCAGCAAUGGCAGAAGGAGCCUGAACUUUCGUCUUUUUGUUUCCUGUCUGCUUUGCUGUUCUCAAUUUUCUCUUUGGUUUCUCCCAACUAGAAAAAAAUAAUUCAACAAGUUUUGGGCUUAUUACCUCAAAAGGAAAGUGCAUCAAAGAAAGAAUCAAGACGAAAGGAAAAAUGAAGAAGAAGAUGCAGCUAAUGAGUUUAUGUUCAGCAAUGGUGGUUUUUCUGCUUCUUGGUGUUGCUUCUUCUACAAACGACGAAGGGAAAGCUUUGAUGGCGAUAAAAGGGUCUUUCAGCAACUUAGUGAAUUUGCUUUUGGACUGGGACUAUGUUCAGAACUCGGACUUCUGCUCUUGGAGAGGUCUCAUCUGCGACAAUGUUAGCUCCACCGUUGUCUCCCUGAACCUGUCCAAUCUGAACCUUGGAGGGGAGUUAUCUCCAAGUGUUGGAGACCUACGGAAUUUACAAUCCAUAGACUUGCAAGGAAAUAAAUUGGCUGGUCAAAUACCAGAUGAGAUUGGAAACUGUGCUUCUCUUGUUUAUCUGGAUCUCUCUGACAAUCUGCUAUAUGGAGACAUACCCUUCUCAAUAUCCAAACUCAAGCAGCUUGAAACUCUGAACUUAAAGAACAAUCAACUCACAGGCCCAAUACCAGCAACCUUAACCCAGCUUCCAAACCUUAAGAUACUUGAUCUUGCAGGGAACCAUCUAACGGGUGAGAUACCAAGGAUACUCUAUUGGAACGAAGUUUUACAGUACCUUGGUUUACGUGGGAACAUGUUGACUGGAACGUUGUCUUCUGAUAUGUGUCAGCUAACCGGUUUGUGGUACUUUGAUGUGAGAGGCAAUAAUCUAACUGGAACUAUCCCGGAGAGCAUUGGAAACUGUACAAGCUUUGAAAUUCUGGACAUAUCUUAUAAUCAGAUUACUGGUGAGAUCCCUUACAACAUCGGUUUUCUCCAAGUCGCCACUCUGUCACUACAAAGAAAUAGAUUGACGGGUACAAUUCCGGAAGUUAUUGGUCUAAUGCAGGCUCUUGCUGUUUUGGAUUUGAGUGAUAAUGAGCUAGUUGGUCCUAUCCCACCGAUUCUUGGCAAUCUCUCAUUCACUGGAAAGCUGUAUCUUCAUGGCAACAAACUCACUGGUCCAAUCCCACCUGAGCUUGGGAACAUGUCACGUCUCAGCUAUUUGCAACUAAACGAUAAUAAACUAGUGGGAACUAUCCCACCUGAGCUUGGGAAACUGGAGCAAUUGUUUGAACUGAAUCUUGCCAACAACCUUUUGGUAGGGCCGAUACCAUCAAACAUUAGUUCAUGUGCAGCCUUGAAUCAAUUUAAUGUUCAUGGUAACCUCUUGAGUGGAUCUAUACCAUUGGCGUUCCGCAAUCUCGGGAGCUUGACUUAUCUAAAUCUUUCGUCCAACAAUUUCAAGGGAAGAAUACCAGCUGAGCUUGGACAUAUAAUCAAUCUUGACAAACUAGAUCUAUCAGGCAAUAAUUUCUCAGGGUCUAUACCACUAACGCUUGGUGAUCUAGAACACCUUCUCAUAUUAAAUCUCAGCCGAAAUCAUCUCUGUGGACAAUUUCCUGGAGAGUUUGGGAACCUUCGAAGCAUUCAAAUGAUUGAUGUAUCAUUCAAUCUUCUUUCCGGAGUUAUUCCCACUGAACUUGGCCAGUUGCAGAAUCUAAACUCUUUAAUAUUGAAUGACAACAAGCUUCAUGGGAAAAUUCCGGAUCAGCUUACAAACUGCUUCACGCUUAUAAAUCUGAAUGUUUCCUUCAACAAUCUCUCCGGGAUAAUCCCACUAAUGAAAAACUUCUCACGCUUUGCUCCAGCCAGCUUCAUCGGGAAUCCAUAUCUUUGUGGAAAUUGGAUUGGAUCUAUUUGUGGUCCUUCUCUAGCUAAACCGCGAGUAUUCUCCAUAGCUGCUGUGAUCUGCAUUGUGCUCGGUUUCUUCACUCUGCUAUGUAUGAUAUUCAUCGUGGUUUACAAAUCUAAGCAGCAGAAGAAAAUACUAAAAGGCUCCUCAAAACAACCUGAAGGCGCAACCAAGCUAGUGAUUCUCCACAUGGACUUGGCGAUUCACACAUUCGAUGAUGUAAUUAGAGUAACAGAGAAUUUCAGCGAAAAGUUCAUAAUUGGAUACGGUGCAUCCAGCACGGUCUACAAAUGCACUUUGAAAACUUCCCGACCUAUUGCCAUUAAGCGACUCUACAAUCAGAAUCCGCACAACUUGCGCGAGUUUGAGACAGAACUCGAGACCAUAGGGAGCAUCAGGCACAGAAACAUAGUUAGCUUGCACGGAUACGCCUUGUCCUCUAUUGGAAACCUUCUUUUCUAUGAUUACAUGGAAAAUGGAUCUCUUUGGGACCUUCUUCACGACCCUGAGUAUGCUCGUACCUCUCGUCUCAAUGAGAAAUCUGACAUCUACAGCUUCGGGAUUGUUCUUCUUGAGCUUCUUACCGGGAAGAAAGCAGUGGAUAACGAAGCUAACUUGCAUCAACUGAUACUGUCAAAGGCUGAUGAUAAUACUGUGAUGGAAGCAGUUGAUCCAGAGGUUACUGUAACUUGUAUGGACGUGGGACAUAUCAGGAAGACAUUUCAGCUAGCUCUUUUAUGCACAAAGCGAAACCCUUCGGAGAGACCCACGAUGCUUGAAGUCUCUAGGGUUCUGCUUUCUCUCCUUCCAUCCCUGCAAGUGGCGAAGAAGCUGCCUUCUCUUGAUCCAUCAAAAAAGCCUACAGACUCUGGAGUUAGGGACCAGCAAAAGCAGCAGCAGGAGAGGAGUGAAGUUAGGAAUCGUGAAGGAGAUGGAUCGCAAUGGUUUGAUCAGUUCCGUGAAGUUAUCUCCAAAAGUAGCUUAUAAGAUUUCCACUCUAAAGGAGCUUUUUGCUUGCUCUCUUGUGUUCCCAAGGAAGAUGGUCUUGCUGGUUGGAAGUGAAGCAUGGUUUUAUCGUAAAUUUAGUGUUUUACAAGGGGCAUUUUGGGUAGGUUAAAAGAAGGUAUGCUUGAUGUGAGAAGCAUUUAAGACAAGAACAUAGUUUAUAUGAAAAAGGAUAUGUGAAGUUAAUGUUUCUUUUUUCCUUCCAAGAACAUGGUCACGAGUUCGUUAAAGUCUUUUAGUCUUCUGAAUUAAUGGCUUACAUAUGACCCCACACAAAAUAUCAUCAAAUAACUUUCUCUAUGCAUAUAUCUAAACAAGUAUACACGUUUAUAUAUAUAUUAGACAUAGAAAUGCGUGUGUAAACAUGAUAAGAACAUCUUCGAGGUGAGGAUUAAGCAAUGAUUAGGCUCCUUGCAACUUCAUGAGAAUCGUAUUUCCAGCAUAAGUCCAGCCCCCUGUUAAUAUCUGUCCUGCAGGAGUUCUGAGUUCCAUAUUUGAUGCUACUUGCUUCACCGAGUUCUUCUUUGCUUGUUGAUCUCUUUGAGUCCAGAGGGGAAAUAUUAGAUUCAUACACUUGGCAAUUUAUCUUUCUGCUGUGAUUUCCUUUGACUAUCCUACCCUUUGAGGAACCAAUGGGUUUUAGCCUGCAGGAGUUUGUAGCACCAUUCUCUUCUAUGGCAUCAGUUUUGGCCUUUGAAGAGCGUUCCUUUGCUCUCAGUGAGGUUCUUAAACGAAACGCCUAAUGGAGAAAGCUCUAUUAGUUCAUGUGGGAGGAUAAAAACUUUCGACUGGAAGAUUUGUUAUACACUUACCUGAAGAUCUUGAGACCGUGGAGUAUUACUUUUAGAUGAAAUAAUCCUUGGUUUCACAUUCUGCUCGGUUUCUGAGUUAAGCUUAGACCUGUGCCUUUCAGAUCUUUCUGCAGUUCUGAGAUUAGGUUCCUUUGGAACAGUGAGUUUAGAUCUUCUGUUGGAGUUAACUUGAGCCACCUUAGCUUCCUGUUUCUGCCUUUUGGUGUCUUGGUUUUGCAACUUGGAGGCUAAGAUCGGAGAUAAGUUAUCGGCUAACCUGCCUAAUGAUCUCUGACAUCUUGUGAGAAGUUGAACAGAGUAUUUGUCUAGUGGUUUGUUCUGCCUUGCAAGCAAAGAAGCCGUAGGUCUUGUAAGAGUUGAGAUACUUGGUUUGGUUUUUGAUUUCGAUUUUGUCUUGGAGACAUCUUUAACCGUUUGACGAAUCAUGAAUCAAAUACCGUUGUAUUUAUCUUUCCGGUUCAGACCCGUAUCCAAGGAUUCGAUGACAGGUUUUGAGAUCUCGACAGGCUUAGAUUCUGAGCUUGUGCUUGUAAUUUGCUUGAUUGGCUCAAAUUUCCAAUUGAACUUUGGGCUAAAAGGCGAAGGAGGGUAAUUUCCAGCUGAUUCGAACCAGAUUUCGAUUUCCUCCGUCUCGGAAUCAAGCUCUGGUCUAGAGAAAUCGUAGAACCGAGGUGCAUCAAAUUCGAAAUCAAUGUCGAACUCCUCCAAGGAAAACUCUUCUCCAUUUAAUCCCAUUGUUGAUUCCGGAACCAUUGUUAAACCGGAAAAUUCCUCGAGAAUUCCGAUCUGAGACGACGGGAAUUGAGAGGGAGAGUUUCACAUUCAAUCGGAGAUGUUCUUCUCCCUCUCCCUCCCUCCUUCCCCUCGAUUCAAUUUUCAGGAGAACCUCUCGAGAAUUUUUCUCCAGAAAAUUAGGAGAGAGAAAGAGAAUGUGAAAGAGAGAGAGAGAGAGAGAAAGAUUAGAGAUGGAGAAGAUGAGAGAGAGAGAGGGGAAGAAGGUAACGACCCUAAUUUAGUUGGC
Thlaspi arvense is the source of this 4792-nucleotide messenger RNA. The record is from the annotation of a GenBank genome assembly. Lineage: Eukaryota; Viridiplantae; Streptophyta; Magnoliopsida; Brassicales; Brassicaceae.